AUGAACACCUCGGAUUUAGGGACUGUCAAGAAAAAGGCCGGCGAGAAGAAGCCCGCCAAGGCCAAGAAGGCGAAGAAACAGAAAAAGAAGAAAAGUAAGGACCCCUUCGGAACGAUCCGGCUGUUGAAGGGCAGCCUUCUGUACCAGACGAAGGAGUUCUUUGAAAAUUCCACCCUCCAUGGAGUGCGCUACAUCGCCGAAGAGGGGCGGCCAUUUUUCGAGCGGUUCAUGUGGUUCAGCUUUGUGGCCACCGGGGCCGUCGCGGCCAUCGUGAUCAUCUUCAGUCUGUGGGAAAAGUUCCAAACCAAUCCGACCAUCACCGGGUUGGACACGGAUUUUCACAACCAGGAGGUGAUUUUCCCCACGGUGAUGGUUUGCCCGGAGGUGCCGUACGACGAGAAGGAAGUCAGCGAGGUGGCCCUGAUCACGCUGGCCAACUACGAACCCGGAUCGGAACAGUACGAACCGUUUCUGCAGCUGUUGACACAGAUGUCGUACGGCGUGCUGGAUAAGAUGGUGGCCCUGAGCAGUAACAUUUCGGACAAGAACGGAUUGGUCAUGAAGCAACUGCAGAACCUGCGGAAACUGGUUUUCAAAAUGGCGAUCAGUUGCGCCAAAACAUUCGCCGACUGUCGGUACAAGGACGAACCGAUCGAUUGCUGUGCGUACUUCAAGCAGGUGUAUUCGGAGCAUGGGUUCUGCUAUUCGUUCAACGCACGAUACGUGUCGAAAUCGGAUUUGGAAGAACGCACCACCAAGGUCAACUUCCUUUACGAAACGGACAAAAAGUGGGGCCUCACGUUCAAACCGAUUCGACGAUCGCACAUCUUCGUGCACUCGUACAACGAAAUCUCCGGCUGGGACUUCCGUCCGCACGUCGAAUGGGAGGAAAACUUCGCCAUCGACUUUCUCAUCUCGAUGAAGGAAACCUACACCACCGAGGAUGCCCGUCAGCUGUCCACCGGGCAGCGUAAGUGCAUCUUCCCGGACGAGGUAAAACUCAAGUACUACUGGGACGAUUACACGUUUUCCGGGUGCAUGAAGGAAUGCCGGAUGCAGAAGUGUCUCAAGUACUGCCGGUGCAUUCCACCGUUCUACGCUCCGCCGGUUUCGCUUCCGUUCUGCACCGUCAGAGAUAUGGUAUGCUUGGACAAGUAUGCCGCGAACAUCACCAGCAUCAGUGGGUGUCAGGACUGCGAGCUGGGUUGCCACAAUACGGUGUACGACAUCGAGAAGUAUUCCAAAUCAUUGAUCUCAGAUGGCAACAAGGAUGCGGUAGUUACGAUCGAGUAUCUCACGUGGCCCAUCAUUCGCUACAAGCGCGAGGUUCUGUUCGGCUGGGUCGACCUGCUGGUAUCGUUUGGAGGCAUCGCUGGCCUCUUUUUGGGCUUCAGCCUACUCUCUGGAGUAGAGAUCAUCUACUUCUUCACGAUGCGCGCUUGCUGCAUGCUGUAUAAAAACCGUGACGAACUGAUCGCCAUCGAACAGGAAGAGCUGAAGCAACCACAACACCGGUACAAUCUCAGCCUUAAACCGGAUCUUGGAAAUCGCAUUGACACUUCGACUCUGGCAAUUCCACCGGAACCACAACCUGAAGGUCCGAGCAAACGACCGUUCAACAACAAACAAGUGAUAACCGUGGCGCUGAUCGACCAGGAAUUUGAAGCCGUUAAGGUGCCGGCCAGUAAGGGAUUGGUACUGGUUGGACCGACCAAACGGUACAUUUCCCGGUACGAACGCAUUGCGCACCUGGCCAGACCGAACCAGUUUCGUCCAAUUCUGGUGGCGCCGUACAGCGAGAGGAUCAAACCGUCGGAUAAGAAUGUGAUAAAUGACAAUGAAGGGCUCAUCUACAAUGGGUAUUUACCAUGA
Aedes albopictus (Asian tiger mosquito) is the source of this 1872-nucleotide messenger RNA. It is a transcript of the gene ppk23, whose product is annotated as sodium channel protein Nach. Gene Ontology annotation, molecular function: ligand-gated sodium channel activity. Gene Ontology annotation, cellular component: plasma membrane. Gene Ontology annotation, biological process: sodium ion transmembrane transport. NCBI's taxonomy places the organism in Eukaryota, Metazoa, Arthropoda, Insecta, Diptera, Culicidae. The record is from RefSeq and is a predicted model, not a curated record. The transcript has 3 exons. Bases 1 to 1872 code for a protein of 623 amino acids.